CCGGUGAAAUGGAGCACAAGAUUUGAAUUUCUCCGUCUCCGUCAGCUCCGUCUUCCACCUCUGCCUCCUAUUUUCCACAACAGAAGCGCGUUUGACUAGAGGACACUAUGAAUGAUGAUACUCGCAAAUUGUUUGAAAACGUUGCUAAAAAGAUGGGCUGGAUGGAUGAGGGACUGGACGCAGCAGCAGAGAGGCUGCGAAUCGAAAUUGGCAAAACUCGUCGUUUUGCCACAAGUGUUCAUCAAGUGAUGGAUCCAACAUGUUUGCCUAUCCAGCUUGGCCUCUCUGAAAGUGAAGAAGAUCAGGAGAAGGAGAACAAGUGCUCCAUGGGCAAUAAUUACAGAAACAAGUCUUUGACUGAUUCCAGUGACGAUAAUUUUGACCAGUUUCUUGUGGGAACGGCUUCAUUGAAAGCUAAACCUGCCACUUCAAAAAUAUGUAGCUCUGCAAAGAAAUACAGUUCAAAUGUUCUUGUGGUGAGCUCAGAUGAUGAGGGCAGUUUUGAGACAUUUCUGCAACGAGUGAAAACCCCUAAUGCCAAGCCUAAGAAAAUAUCAGAGAGCGGGAGUGAAGACAGCCUCAAAAACUUCAUAGUGGAUGACUACUCAUCAGAUGAUGUCUUUAUUCAGCCAAAAUCAUCACAUAAAGUGCCUAAGAAGAGGAAUACUCCAGCAGCCCAGCGUCCACAGAGGAGACCACUGUCUCAGUGUGACUCCCCAGUCUUUGUUUGUGACAGUGAUGAUGAUGAUGAUGGUAAUAUUGUGAUCAAGAGCAGUUGGAGAACUCGUCAGUCACGACCAAAAGCCCCGCCAAAAGCUAAUAAGAAUAAUGCUCUGCUGUCUGAUGAAGAUGACAGUUCGCCAUCACUCCCUUUGCCUCCAGUCCCAUCUCCUUUUUCUCUUCCUCCCCUCAAAACUCCAACGUCACUGACCUCUCCCAAGCGUACUUCUUCAGCACCAUCUAAGCUGGAUGAAUCAGCCAGUUCUGAGGAGGAGUUCACAUCCCUGCUGGAUAGACUGAAAAAGAAAAACAAAUUCACUAGCACUUCAUUCUCACCAAAGAACACCAAAGAGUCCAGUAAGGAGCCUCCUGCGUUAGUUCCUCCUAUAAAGGUACUCGCAACACCAGCUUCGAAAUCAUCAGGUGGAACACCUCUGCAUGUGAAAACCCCAGGGAAAUCCACCAUCUUGAAGCCCAUAGUCAGUCAGACAGAGCCCAGACACGGUCCCACCAGCAGGGUAGCGUUGUGUAAGACCCCUGGGUGCUUCUUGGAGUCACUUUCAAACCCUGGCUCCAGCUAUGGCCGCAAUUUUAAGCAAAACAAGGAAGACCUCACUAUUAAACUCUAUCAGCUCUACAAUAUCAGUGUCUUUGACAGUAAGCUCCCUGUCAAUAUGUCAGUGACCUGGAAUAAGAAGAUGCGGAAGACAGCCGGUUUCUGUAUCUCAGGGCAAGAGCGAGGUGGAGGGAGCCGCUACGCCCGCAUCGAACUGUCAGAGAAAGUCUGUGAUUCUGCAGAUCGCCUCAGGGACACACUGAUUCAUGAGAUGUGUCACGCUGCUACCUGGCUCAUUCAUGGUGUAAGGGACGGGCAUGGGAGCAUCUGGAAGUUUUAUGCUCGCAAGUCCACAGUGGUGCAUCCUGAGCUGCCCAUGGUCAGUCGCUGCCACAGUUAUGACAUCAAGUACAAAUUCCAGUACCAGUGCAGCCGCUGCCAGAAUACUAUUGGGCGUCAUUCCAAGUCACUGGACACACAGAGGUUCAUGUGUGCCCUCUGCAAAGGUCAACUCGUCUUACUGACUCCCUCCAAGCCACGUGCUCCCACACCUUUUGCCAACUUCGUCAAAGAGAAUUAUGGGACCGUUCGACAGGAGCUAGCAGGACAAAGCCACGCGGACGUGAUGCGUAAGCUUAGUGCAGACUUUGCCUCCAAGACUAAACUCAGUUAAAGCUGAGAUCUUGCUUGUAGCUGUACUUAAAGCUGUGAACUGAGCUGCACAACCACAGGAAACCUGUUCAAAUACUCAAAUACCUCAGUGAACAAGUCUUGCAUCAGUGAGCAGCUGUGAAUAUUGAAUCUAUUUUUAUGUUUUCUGUUAUUUCUGUAUUUGUCAGUAUGUGUUCAAAGACUGGACAUGCUGUAACAGGGAGCCUAAGCAGUAAGUUUGUGUUCUUGAGUGUGUUUUUGUGUAGUGUAUUGUGUAGAUGAGGCAGUGUCCAUGAAAUUCACACCACCUGUUGUCUUUGGUAUUGAAUAUAUUCUGGAGAUCAGUAUGAUUAGAUCCAUAUGUUU
Molecule: messenger RNA, 2293 nt
Organism: Seriola dumerili (greater amberjack)
Lineage: Eukaryota; Metazoa; Chordata; Actinopteri; Carangiformes; Carangidae
Gene: gcna
Product: acidic repeat-containing protein-like
Exons: 13
Coding region: 108-1949 (613 amino acids)
Cellular component (GO): nucleus
Source: RefSeq, a predicted model, not a curated record